Venturia canescens is the source of this 4520-nucleotide messenger RNA. It is a transcript of the gene SA1, whose product is annotated as stromal antigen. The transcript is spliced from 5 exons. Gene Ontology annotation, cellular component: cohesin complex; chromatin; nucleus. Gene Ontology annotation, biological process: sister chromatid cohesion. Lineage: Eukaryota; Metazoa; Arthropoda; Insecta; Hymenoptera; Ichneumonidae. Gene Ontology annotation, molecular function: chromatin binding. The record is from RefSeq and is a predicted model, not a curated record. The coding region runs from base 192 to 3758 and encodes 1188 amino acids.
AGCAAGUGGUGUCCUCUAUAGAACCUACCGAAUACUUCAAAAAGCGUCAUGACAUAAAAAAAAAUGGCCGAAUAAUACAUAAAUCCUGUCUGUAUCACUUAGGAAUUUCGUAGUAUUUUUCACUCCUGUGAGGUCAUAUUUUACCCAGAUGUUUGUCAGGUGAGGUUAACGCUCCUUGCGGAAUACCAAAAAUGAUGCAUCGAAGGGGAGGAAAGAGAAUCCGGAUGGACGAUCCAGUCCCUCCGGAGUUUGAAGCACCAAUGACACCGAUGACGCCCGUCAAUGACAAUGCCGCUGUUGACAGUCAGGAAUCUUAUACCGCUUAUUCGUCGUACAAUCAAGCACCUCAAACUCCGGUGCACAAUCCAACACCUGAUCAUUAUUCUUCCGAGAGUUACAGUUCCCCAGGAACUUUGCAACAACCUUAUCAGGAGAGUGCGUCGAUGAACGACUCGUUAACUCAAUUCGAGCAACCAGCAACUCCGGCCGGACCAGCGAACAUGAGAAUCACUAGAAACACGAGAGCAAGAUUACGCGGAGGAACGAUUCAACAACCAAAGUACAAAGAGAUUGAUACCGAUUUCCCACCGGUUGCCCCGUCUCGAGGAAGGGGAGCUGGAGGAGGAGGCGGCGGGGGUGCCGGUGGUCGUGGCAGAGGUCGACGAGCCAUAAAUCCAAAUAGUUCCGAGGACGAAGCGAGUCUCUACUACGUUAUUCGGAACAACCGUUCUUCUUUAACGAAUAUCGUGGACGAUUGGAUCGAAAAGUACAAAAUCAAUCGAGAAAAUGCACUUCUUAUGUUGAUGCAAUUCUUCAUAAAUGGUAGCGGCUGCAAAGGUCGGAUCACACCCGAGAUGCAAGGUAAUAUGGAACAUGUAGCCAUCAUACGUCGCAUGACUGAAGAAUUCGACGAGGAGAGUGGCGAAUACCCUCUCAUUAUGACCGGGCAACAGUGGAAAAAGUUUCGGGCAAACUUUUGCGAAUUUGUACAAAUUCUCGUACGACAAUGCCAGUACGCAAUAAUUUACGAUCAAUUUCUCAUGGACAACGUCAUAUCCUUGUUGACCGGUCUCUCAGAUUCUCAGGUACGAGCAUUUAGACACACGGCUACACUCGCCGCUAUGAAACUCAUGACUGCAUUGGUGGACGUUGCUUUGACGGUAUCGAUUAACCUUGAUAAUACCCAGCGUCAAUACGAAGCGGAAAGACAAAAAGCUCGGGAAAAACGAGCCGCUGAUCGUCUCGAAUCUCUCAUGUCUAAGAGAAAAGAACUCGAAGAAAAUAUGGACGAGAUAAAAAACAUGCUGACAUACAUGUUUAAAUCCGUAUUCGUUCAUCGUUACAGAGACACACUUCCGGAAAUACGGGCAAUAUGUAUGGCCGAAAUAGGGGUGUGGAUGAAAAAAUUUCACCAAAAUUUCCUCGACGAUUCGUACCUCAAGUACAUAGGUUGGACGCUCCACGACAAAGUCGGUGAGGUUAGGCUCAAGUGUCUCCAAGCAUUGCAACCACUUUACGCUUCUGAAGAGCUCAAAGCUAAGCUCGAGCUCUUCACGAGUAAAUUUAAAGAUCGAAUCGUUGCGAUGACUCUCGACAAAGAAUACGACGUUGCGGUCCAAGCGGUUAAACUCGUCAUAUCGAUACUGAAGCACCAUCGGGACAUCCUCACCGACAAAGAUUGCGAACACGUUUACGAACUCGUUUACUCGUCGCAUCGUGCAGUCGCACAGGCCGCCGGUGAGUUUUUGAACGAACGUCUCUUUACGCAGGACGAACAAUCAGUCGCGGGUGUAAAGACGAAAAGGGGUAAAAAAAGAUUACCGAAUACACCUUUGAUACGGGAUCUCGUUCUCUUCUUUAUCGAGUCCGAGCUGCACGAGCACGGUGCUUAUCUCGUUGAUUCUCUCAUCGAAACAAACCAAAUGAUGAAAGAUUGGGAAUGCAUGACGGAUCUUUUGCUGGAAGAGGCCGGACCGGAGGAGGAAGCGCUCGACAAUCAAAAGGAGACGUCUCUCAUUGAGCUAAUGGUGUGUUGUAUAAAACAAGCCGCGACCGGUGAAGCGCCGGUUGGACGAGGACCAACGAGGAAAAUUCUCUCGGUUAAAGAGCAGAAGCAGGUGCAAGACGACAAGCAACGCUUGACCGAGCAUUUUAUCCAAACUUUGCCCCUUCUAUUGGACAAAUACCGAGCCGAUCCUGAAAAGUUGGCAAACUUGCUCGCUGUCCCGCAGUAUUUUGAUCUCGAGAUAUACACGAAAUCCCGACAGGAACAAAAUUUGGAUUCGUUGCUGAGCAAGAUCCACGGCAUUGUGGAGAAAAUGCACGACGCCGAGGUGCUCGACACGGCCGCGAAAACCCUCGAGUACAUGUGCACCGAUGGACAAGCGAUAUUCACCCGUUGUGACGUUGCACGCUCGACCCUCAUCGAUUGGAUAGUCAACAGAUACAAAGAAGCCAUCGACGAUUAUCGUACCGUAAUCGACGGGGCCGAUGUACCCGACGAAGAUGAGAUAUUCAACGUUGUACAGUCCCUCAAAAAAGUAUCUAUUUUUUACGGCUCCCACAAUUUAAAUCCUUGGAAUAUUUGGACCUCUUUGUACAAGGAUAUCGAGGAUGCGAAGGAUCCGUCAAGAGGAUUUCCCAACGAGGCAAUAAAAUAUUGCAUGAGCGCUUGUUUCUUCUCGAUUCUUUGGGGCCAAAAUAAUUUGAUCGAAGCCGGUGACACGGGGGCGCGAGGCGAAGAAGAAGCCCGACAGUUGCGGGAACGUUUGCUUUCUUUCAUGGAUUCGAUGAGAUACUUCGUUGUUGGGGACAGCACCGGGGUACCAGCACCGGCUAUACUCCGCGAGGAAGCUUACAACACUAUAUGCGAUUUACUGGUCGUAUUUUGCAAUCAACUCAACAGUCUCUCCAAUCCAUUGCUUCAUCAACUCGUUUACGAACCUGAUUUACAAAUGCAAUCGAUGCUCAAUCGCUUCAUUCAGGAAUACGUAUUUUCCGAGGAAGAAGAUGACGAGCAUGAUGAACACUCGAAAAUCGAGGAGCUUCACAAACGACGCAAUUUUCUCGCUGGUUAUUGUAAACUCAUAGUUUAUAAUAUGAUUCCUACGAAAGCGGCGGCUGACGUGUUCAAGCAUUACGUUAAAUAUUAUAACGAUUACGGAGAUAUUAUAAAAACGACACUCGGCAAAGCGCGCGAUAUCAACAAAACUAACUGCGCUCUCACCAUGCAACAAAGCUUGAAUAUUCUUUACAACGAGAUCGUCGCUGAAAAAGGAAAAGUCAAUCGGAACAGUGAAGAAUUCACGGCUAUCAAAGAACUCGCUAAACGAUUCGCCCUCUCGUUUGGUCUCGAUGCCGUUAAGAAUCGCGAAGCCAUUACCGCCCUCCAUCGAGCCGGUGUUUUAUUCGCCAUCACACCGCCGGACGGUGUUGAACUAGAUCCUACUGGUCCACCACCGAACUUGCCUUUCCUCGAGAUACUCGCCGAAUUUACCAACAAACUUCUCAAGCAGGACAAGCGCGUUGUUCUCAACUUUUUGGACAAAAGACUACAAGCCGGUAUGCCGUCCUCACGGGGCGAAGAUUGGCAGCCACUUUUGCUCUACAGGAAUAGUUUGCUUCACGGUGAGACGGACCAGGUACCGAUAACGAGUAAACGAGCGUAUACACGUCGUAAAAAGGAUCACGCGGCAGAAGAAGAGGAGGUGGACGAAGCAGACGAAAUAUCCGAUCACGAAUUUAUGGGUAUCUACUAACCGCUCUUUAUCGCCAAUUCGUUCACCAAUUCGUCAACGUCAUUCGCCCACGCUCAUCCUUAAUCUGCUUUGAAUGCGCGCAGUCCUUUCGCAAAAUUCAUCCCAUCGGUGCCCCCGACGCCGACAGGCAGUGCUUAUGGUCGUGGCUCUCCCCGAACGAUAUUUUUUAUUCACGAAAAAUGAGACAUUGAGAAUGAGAAUGAGUCUCAGGCGUGUGGGUGCGUAGUGUGCGAGAGUGCGUGUGUUAAAUUUGAGUCUCGAGUAUUGCGCGCGGGCAUCGGUACGCUUCGAAUCAUAUUGACAAUAAUUUUAUUAUUCACGGAGGGAACGGUAAAGGGCUUUGAAAAGAUGAAUAAAAAUAAAAUGAAAAACAAAAGAAAAACAUUCUCUUAGCGGGUUUGCUACCUAUGUAAUUUUGCAGGGCAGGGGCACACAUUCUGAACAGAUGAGAGCGAGUGAACUACACGACAAAGCUAAAGAGCCCUCCUCUACCCGGUGCCGCGUCCUAAGCAGCCUGUGUAGACUUUCAAACGAAAUUCUAUCGUAGCGUAAUAUCGAGAUCUCGAAGGAAUUUCGUCCAUUUCCAUUCGGCCGUACCGUUUUUAAUUAAGAAAACGAAUGAGACAAAAAAUAAACAAAACAAAGUGAUAACCUCAAGACGCUCAAUUUCCGUGCCUACGAGAAGAGCGAUUAGAUCUUAUAUCAUUGUAUUUUAUAUUUAUAGCAAACAAUACAAAUUGGUUACACAAUCGAAAAAUAAGA